CGUCGCUACGCCGUAGUGGUACGCGCCGGAGCUGGGUGUGAAGAUGGCGGACGAGGAGGCCGAGCAGCACCGCAGUCCGGAGAACGGCGUCAGUGAAACGAUCGGGGAGCUCGAACAACGGCUGCAGGAGCUUCAGGACGUGGUUGUCGGAGCAGGAGGAGACCCCCCGACCUCCUCCACCUCCUCUUCCUCCUCCUCAUCCGGGUUCUGCCAGGAGUUCUGCAGGACGCUGCUGGAGUACGCCGGCCGUUGGAGGAUAGAGGAAGAGCCUUUAGCGCUGGUGGAAGUGUAUAUAGUUGCACUGCGGAGUUACGCCCAGGCAUCUCCAUACCUCUCAUUGCAAUGUGAAAAUGUUCCUCUUGUCGUUGAGAGGCUCUCACUGAGUUUUGUGGAGCUUUUGCUCUCACUCAAGACAGAUGUUCCAGAUGGAUUAUGGAAAGAAUUCAAGUCAUGUGUGCAGUUUGCUUCCAGUAAGCUGCUGGAGAAUGGAAUCACCCAGCUGUCCCAGCUCUCUGCUCUGGGCCAGUACGAUGGCGUCUGGACCAACAGAGUCCUGCAAGGCCUUCUGUCCAACGAAAACCUACAGACGGAACAAGUCGAGGAGUUCCUGGUGCAGGACGGACUGGAGCUGCUGGAAAUGAGAGUGAAUCAGUUGAUGAAGGACAAUCAGCCGGGGAAGGCUGCACUGCUGGCCAAGGUGUGCUCCGAGUGUCAGGCCUUCCAAGGGAAAGGACUUUUCAAGCAGAUGUACCUCGUCUGUCUGUGUGCUACCUCAGAACAGGACCAGCUGAUGGAAGAGCUUUCGAAGGAGGACUGCCGCGACGCGUUGGAGAUGAUCUGCAACCUCGAGUCUGACGGAGACGAGAGGGCAGCGUUCAGCUUAUGCUCGGCCUUCCUGACCCGACAGCUUCUCCAAGGAGAUACGUACUGUGCUUGGGAGCUCACUCUGUUUUGGAGCAAGCUGUUGAAGAGACUGGAGCCAUCGGAGCAGGCCUUCCUGGACAGAUGUCGCCAGAUGUCUUUACUUUCUAAAACCGUGUCCCACAUCCUGUUCCUCAUCAAGGUCAUCCAAUCAGAGAUUGACAGCGUUGGACUGCCGACCUGCAUCGAAAUGUGCAUAAGGGCUCUGCGAAUGGACUCCAACGAUGGAAACACCAGAGCCACUGUGUGUAAAACUAUUUCGUGCUUGCUUCCCACUGACCUGGAGGUCAAGCGAGCCUGCCAGCUGACAGAGUUCCUCUUGGAGCCCACCGUGGAUUCCUACUACGCCGUGGAGACUCUUUACAACGAACCGGAUCAGAAAGUAGAGGAGGAGAGUAUGCCCGUUCCAAACUCUCUACGCUGCGAGCUCCUGCUGGUUUUCAAAACCCAGUGGCCUUUUGACCCGGAGUUCUGGGACUGGAAAACACUGAAGCGUCAUUGUCUAGCACUGAUGGGCGAAGAAGCUUCUAUAGUGUCAUCCAUUGACUUGCUGAAUGAUACUGAGGACCCCGAGGAGGAGGAAGACUACCUCAGUCAGGAGGGAUUUAAGAAUAUCCCCGACCACAUUGUCAGUGGCACCUACGAACUGAACGAUAUAACCGACAAGAGACAGAAAAACAGAGAAAUGAAGAAACUGAGAGAGAAAGGUUUCAUAUCUGCCAGGUUCAGAAACUGGCAGGCGUACAUGCAGUACUGUGUGCUGUGUGACAAGGAGUUUCUCGGCCACCGGAUUGUACGCCACGCACAGACUCAUCUGAGCGGCGGAGUAUACAGCUGCCCAAUAUGUACUCAAUCCUUUACCUCAAAAGACACGCUGAUUCCCCAUGUGACAUCGCAUGUCAAGCAGUCGUGCAAGGAGAGACUGACCGCCAUGAAAACCAACAAGAAACUGGCUAAUCCCAAAACGGCUGCUCCUGUUAUUGCAGCAUUAAAGUUCAAGAUGGAAAACAAAGUUCAUGAAAAUGGUGCCUCCUUGGGUCUAAACGGGGGGUUGAGUCAGAACGUUUCAGCCAAAGUGGUCAGGUGUAACGCGGAUAAUAACGAGGACAAUGUGUGCCCGGUUGGAAAAUGCCGGAGGAGCUUCAAAUUUUUCAGAAAUCUGGUUGCGCACGUUAAAGCUCACGGGGACAACGACGAAGCUAAGACUUUCCUCGAAAUGCAGAGCAAAAAGGUGGUUUGCCAGUACUGCCGCCGCCACUUCGUCAACGUCACCCAUCUGAACGAUCACUUACAGGUCCACUGUGGCGUGAGGCCUUACAUAUGUAUCCAGCUGAACUGCAAGGCCAGCUUCCUGUCCAACACUGAACUCUUUAUACACAGGAAAACGCAUUCUGUUUUUAAGGCUAGAUGCAUGUUUGCGAAUUGCGGAAAGAUUUUCAACGAGGCCUUCAAACUCUAUGACCACGAGGCACAGCAUUAUAAAACGUUUACUUGUAAAGUUUUGGACUGUGGGAAAGUUUUCCAUUCACAGCACCAGCUGGAUUUGCACCAGGAAGGACACGCCAAUCAGGAGGAGGAGGAGGAUAGCUCGUCGUCUGAACAGUUCUCACAAAAUAUGCAACCCGGCCCUUCACUCAUUGAACAAAUGCUUUCCAAUCACGCUCCCCUUAAACAAGAGAGUUCCCAAGAAAACUGGAAACCCGAGAGUGCCGUUAAUUCAAAUAAUGAAAGGCUGCCGGUGUCCAUUGAGAGCUCGCUGAAAUCCUCACUACCACCUGUGGAAACCUUAGGACAAUACAGAGUCAAACUUGAAACACAGAACACGCCUUGCUCAGCCACCAGCCAGACACAGACUUUUAAUCAUUCUGUUAUUCAGCCUGCAAACUCCCACUUCUCCGAUCCAAGUGGACCCCGAUGUGGUCCAGGUGGUCAUUCUUUUGAUAAUAUGAGACCGCCCCAACAGAAUCAACUAGUACCUCCAUUUGAAGCUAAUCUAGGUAACGUGUCACGUAGCUGUAAUACCGAUGUCUUGCGUGGCCAGCCACAAAUGUUCCCCAAUAAUUUAAAUACGCCAUCGACGAGUUACAACUCUGCCUGCAACUUACCAUUGCCGGGGCAACAAAGGCCAAUGUGUAGUAGCAACCUGUCAACAUUUCCGUCGCCCCAGAACUCUUUAGAGCCAGCAAUGUCGCAACCACUUCCUCCAACAGUAACCCCUCAGCCACUUACUGGGAACAGAUCGGAGAACUCUGUGAAGUCCUCGACGAGCUCGGGUCCACCGCCGGGACACAGGGAGCGAUUUCACUGUCCGUUUGAAACAUGUAUGAGGCACUACAGCUCCUACAGAAGCGUGGCCAAGCACAUGAAAACGAUACACCCGGACUUCUAUGAACAGUGGAAAGUCGCUCGGACUAAAAUCAAGAUAACCUACGCUCCAGCACCGAGCACGUCAUCUGUCGGACUUCUGGGUUCAGCCGCCUCCGUUCCGAACCAGCCGGCCAGCGGCCUACCAGUUCAUGGAGUUCGGAGGCAGAACGUUAUCCAAUCACCUCCUUACAUAAAUAUGGGCGUACGGUUAAGCUGUUCUUCUCUACUUUCCCAUUCCCCGUCCGCCCACAACCAGAAUGCUUCCCUCCUGAUGGAAAAAGUUUUAAAUCCCAUUGUUGUCUCUCAGCUGGGAAGUGAUACGACUCCAAUAAAUACGCAGUCCCAAGUUUCAGGUAGUCAUAACUGGCUCUCAGCUCCUGGAAGUGAACAAAUUAAAAACUGUGGCUCUUCCCAAAGCUAUCCAUCGCACAUGCAAGUCAAUUCUACCAGUGCUGCAUUACCACUCAGUGUCCCAUCUUGCUCAAUGAUUGGCUCAACAAUGAACAGAACAGCAGAGUCCUUGCAGUCACCACUUAUGAAAAGUGGAGCGCCUCAACAAGCAGGAGACUCUAUUCGGCCGUAUACAUCACAGAUGCAAAGCAGUUUAGUCUGUAGGGCCCCAGAAAAAACAAAGUCAAUGCAAAGUAAUGUGCUCUCUCAUUUUCCCUCUGCAGACGGUGCAAGCCUAAAGCAGAUUAACAACCAACCUCAAAACGGCCCAGUUGUCCCUGAAAAUCAAAAGCCAGUCAGAAAAAACAAAAGGACUAAAUGGCCAGCUAUUCUUAGGGAUGGCAAAUACGUUUGUUGCCGGUGUUAUAGACAAUUUGAUAGCCCCAAAUCCCUCGGAGGCCAUUUGUCCAAGCGUGCGAGCUGUAAACCAUAUGAAGAGUCGGAACUCAACACAGACCUGCCGUCUUCGUUCCUUGACCUUCUCAAUUCAGAGCAAACGGUCAACACCGCUCAGCCACAGCCCUCCUAUAGUCCUCCUGCUGUUUAUCAGGAGAAGCCUCUUCAGUCGGUAAUAAAUGGUGCAGCAGCUGCAAAAGAUUUCCCCGCCCUGAAUUAUUCACAAGAUAAUCUGCCAGAAUAUGGGAAUGAAGAGUCAAGUGAUGACAUUCUUAAACAAAUCAUGGCUGAAUCCAACCUGUCUGAUCUUUUUGUUAACACUCCUGCUCCCCAGCCUUUGUUUCAAAACCCUUGUGUUCCCUAUUUAGCUGGUGAACGUUUGCCGGGCAGCUCGGUCAUACAGCAUACAGAAAAUGUCCAGGUGAAGCAAGAGGACAAUCCGUUCGCCAUUUAUCAACAGCCCAACGUUGAUACGUUUGCUGCUAGUGAGUUCCCUGACCCACUUCUCUCUCAGAUUCUUAAAGAUAACCCUUCCAUCGCUGCUCCUGGAAUUGUUCCCACAAACCACAGUAACCGGUAUCACUCUCAGACAACCAUCCAGACACCACAUUCAAACCAAGUGUUGCAGACACAGUUACCUGAUAGUCAGCUUAGUGCAGCGGCAAGUGGCAAGAAGGCUGAGAUGCAAAGGAUGACGCCAGAGCACGAUGUUAAAAAGAGACUGCGGGAGCAGAUAUUGGCUGGAGACUUUAUAAAUAGAAACAGCUUAUGCCAUUCAAGCAACACUGACCCUAAUGCCAAUUCAAGUCCCAUGUCUUUUGGCCCGAUGAGCAGUCCUUCCAGUAAAUUUGGACUUCAUCAAAUGUUUUGUGAUUCAAAGAUUGACUCGGCUAGUCAAGUCCUUCCAGAAAACUUUACAAUCAUCCCGGGAACCGAUGAAGAAAUUGAACGACUACUCAACUCGCAGAGCUUUAGCUGUUUCAGAGAGACCUCCGCCCUGCAGCAGGAGGUCCUGGGUUCCACAAGCGUCCUGGCAAACGAUGCAGAUCUUGAGCCCGGUCAGUUAUCUGCCGGCCAGCAGCAUCGGAUGACAGAAAUUCAAAGUGCAUUUGAAAGGCUUGAUUUAGUCAGAGAGAUGUCUAAUCAAAUGUCCGCUCCCAUGCAACAGAGUAUCACCCCUACGAAAAUCCAAUCCGUAUCUACCAAGAACAUUGUCAAGCCGUUUGCUUGUGAGAAUUGCUCAUUUAGCUCCAUAUCAAGUGAAGCGCUUUGGAAACACCUCUCCAAAGCUCACAACUACACAAUAGAGAUGGUGAACGUGGUUAAAAAAAAGUACGGCCAAUACGCUCCUUUCAAGUGUCAAAAAUGUAGCAAAAGAUUCACCCGUAACUCCAACCUUCGCGCUCACUACCAGUCCAUCCACAAAUUAUCGCCUAAAGAAAUCGAAGACCUGGAUGUGAAGCGCAGAGAGGCCAAAGCUGCUGCAACUGCUGCUCUUCAAAAAUGUCUAUCUGCACCAACGUCUUCUUCAGUCCUAGAUCCGGUAAAACGUGAAUACGCAUCACAGGCAUUCGUUUCACUCACUAACCUCGACGUAACUAAUCUGAAAUGUCAUGACGACAAUCGCUCCACAGUCAUUCAACCCUUGCAAACCGCUCCCGUGCACAACCAAUCAAUGAGUCCGCCAGUGCAGGCCCACACCUCAACAUCAACCUUCCAGUCGCAACAACAGUGGUCUCAUGGGCCGCAAAGAAACUUCCCCACGCAACACGCAAGUGGUCAACAAGUUCCUGCCCAUUUGCCCAAGGUGUCAGUUCUUCUCACCCAGGCUCUGUCUGCCACGCCUCAAGCCGAUGGGCCUCCAUCUCCUGACAAACAAUCAGCUUUCAACGGGCAGGCCAUAGUUCGGCCAACGAUGGACAUAAACAAGAGGACAAAAGAGAAGAAGCCCCACUCGGGGGACGCCAUGAGUCCGUACAGACCGUACCGCUGCGUUCAUCAGGGGUGCGUGGCAGCCUUCACCAUCCAGCACAAUCUGAUCCUCCACUACAGGGCUGUUCACCAGUCGGCUCUGUCGGCACUGGCGGUGAACAAAGAGGAAGACCAGAGCGAGGGAGAGGAUGAAACGAUGGACCACAAUGAAGACGAGCCAGAGGCGGAUCUCCCCCGAAUUUCAGAAUUCCGAUGCCAAGUCAAAGACUGCUCCCGAGUUUUCCAAGAAGUUCACAACCUUUUGCAGCAUUAUAUGCAGCUGCAUUGUUUCAGCCUCGAUAAGGUCGGCGGCCUCCUGUCCAGCAUCAAGCUCGGCAAGUUCGCUUGCAGCCAACAAGAUUGUACGGCUUCCUUCACCGCUUUCUGGAAGUAUAUAUCACACGUCAAAGAAGAGCACAAAGAUAUGAAGCUGGCCAAACCCGAACCAUUUAACGGCUCGUUCAAGUGUGAAAUCGAAGGCUGCGACCGUACGUACGCCACAAAGUCCAACAUGCUCCGACAUGUCAUGAAGAAGCAUCAGGAGCUGUACCAACCCAACCUCAAGAAUCCACAGAUAAAAGAAGACGGGAUCAAACAAAACGCAAAGACUUUGCAUUACCAAAUUACAAAGACAAGUAAUGGGAAGGAAAACAUAGAGAGCAACAAAAAGUUCCUCCAGAGGGCAAGUGACACAAAAAAAGUCAACGCCAAAAGCAACCACUGGACUAAAUAUGGAAAACCGUCCUUGAAAUCUAAAGUGGAGGCAUCUUCAAUGUGCACCAAGAAAUUCCCCCUACAAUACCCCUGUAUGAUCAAAGGUUGUGAUGCAGUCACGAAAUCUGAGCGGAGCAUAUUAAAACAUUACAUGGGACACGGCCUGUCAGAGAAGUACCUGGAACAGCAGAGGAGUCACUUCAUAUUCUGCAAAAAGUUCCCCAGGCAGAAGUGCCGCUCCAUCAGAAGUGAUGACUCCAAAUCGGAAAACACCUCCGACCUGUCGGACAUCGACUUGACGGAAGACGCCGGCCUGGAAGAAGGCGAAUACGGAUAUUCAAAGCCCGUCCUACGCAAAAGGAUGUCGGCAGGCUCCCCCGCUACAGUGUUCGAAAGCAAAUUAUCCAACGAUGAAAGCUCGGAUUGCUCCGUGGUGAUCAAACGGAAGCGAGGACGACCGCGAAAACUGGAUGGAAAGUCAUCGGUGAAGCGCAAGAAAAUCCCACGUACGACCAAGGUCGACGUCGCUUACAGCCGGGACGACGAAUCCGACUCCUCUUGCCACGCGAUCAUGCAGGAGGAGAACGCUCAGCUGGCCUCUUUUAAACCCAUGGGAUUUGAAAUGUCUUUCUUAAAAUUCCUGGAGCAGUCGAAUAAAUGUGAAAAUCCCUUGGCGAUGAAGGUCGACGUACCGGAAACGUGGAGAAAGACAUCCGGUCUGAACUCCAAAGACACGUGUGUCCGGUUCAGCAACCGUCAGAAUAUGAAAUCACUCAGCAAGGUUAAAAUAAUAAUAGACGGGGCCUUUUCUGGGGUCACUGACCUUAUGUUGAAACAGCUGCAGGACACGCGGCCCACAGUGGUAUUGUAAAAGAAAAGAAAAAAGUGACUCACUAAUUUUUGUUUUUUUGUAAAGCAGAAUCUCAGGACUAGAAUGAGUAAAAUCUGCUGCAGACUGGUACCCUACAUGUGAAAUAUUUUUUACACAUCCAGCUAUUAAAAAGAAAAUGAAACCAGUUGUUUUUGAAUUAUACUGUAUUAUCUGUACAUUUUUAUUUGUCUUUUUUUUAUGGAAAAGUAUAUAGCAUGUUUUUAUUUAUGGACUGUCCAAAAAGUCACCUGAACAUUGAUGAUGUGACAUCUAAGCUUUUUGGCGUCUUAAUAAUCCCUGUGGGACGUAGAGACAAACAGACUGAAAUGGAUUGUAUUGUUGUGUGUAGUUUGUGAUUCAAAAAGAUGUUGAUUAUUGUGCGUUGGUUAUAUUAGUCGCCCACUGCCACCAGCAGUCUUAUUAUUAAAUGAACAGGUUUUUUUACAACCACUUUGACUUGUUUUUUAUCAUUUACACCAUUUUGCUAAAUGCACUGCGGUUUAGAAAUAACUUUUUUUAUGGUGUGAAGGUUGGAGCUGCUGCAUGCACACUGAACAAAAAUGAUUAUGUGGAAGGUCUUGAAUUAUUAAAAACAAAUGGGCUCUAUGCUGUAGAGUUACAUGAUUUCUGAAC
Molecule: messenger RNA, 8323 nt
Organism: Anoplopoma fimbria (sablefish)
Lineage: Eukaryota; Metazoa; Chordata; Actinopteri; Perciformes; Anoplopomatidae
Gene: znf292b
Product: zinc finger protein 292b
Exons: 8
Coding region: 44-7690 (2548 amino acids)
Biological process (GO): regulation of transcription by RNA polymerase II
Cellular component (GO): nucleus
Molecular function (GO): DNA-binding transcription factor activity, RNA polymerase II-specific; DNA binding
Source: RefSeq, a predicted model, not a curated record